ACUUCAACCAUCUCACGACCACGCAGCCGUCUUUAUCUUCUUAUACGCGACAAUCUCGAGUCGAACGAAUCGCGACGAAUAAUUGACAAGAUGGAGGGCCUUCUCUUCAACGUCAACAACGGCUACGUCGAGGGCAUUGUCCGCGGCUACCGCAACAGUCUGCUCACUGGCCCAGCCUACAACAACCUGACGCAAUGCGAGACCAUCGAUGAUCUCAAGCUUCAGCUCGGUCCUGCUUAUGGCGACUUCCUCGCCUCUCUCCCUCCUAACCCUUCGACGUCCGCCCUCGCAGCCAAGACCACCGACAAGCUCAUCUCAGAAUUCCGAUAUGUUCGUGCUAAUGCUGUUGGAUCGCUUGCCACCUUCAUGGACUACGUCACCUACGGCUACAUGAUUGACAACGUCGCCCUUCUCAUCACCGGCACCCUUCAUGAGCGCGACACCCGCGAGCUCCUUGAGCGAUGCCACCCUCUCGGCUGGUUCGAGACUAUGCCCGUCCUCUGCGUUGCCACCAACAUUGAGGAACUCUACAACAGCGUGCUCAUUGAGACCCCUCUUGCUCCCUACUUCAAGGGCAGCCUGAGCCACCAGGACCUUGAUGAACUCAACAUUGAGAUUGUCCGAAACACUCUCUACAAGAACUACCUCGAGGACUUUUACAACUUUGUCAACACUCAUCCUGAAAUGGCUGGCACUCCCACCGCCGAGGUCAUGUCCGAGAUUCUCAACUUCGAGGCUGACCGCCGAGCCAUCAACAUCACCCUCAACUCGUUCGGCACUGAGCUGUCCAAGCAGGAUCGUAAGAAGCUCUACCCCAGCUUUGGCAAGCUGUACCCCGAGGGAACCUUGAUGCUCUCCCGAGCUGACGACCCUGAGGGUGUUCGUCUCGCCGUGGACGGUGUUCACGACUACAAGACCUUCUUUGACGCCAUCUCAGUUGGUGGUGGUCCUUCGGGACCUGGCAACAUGGGUGGCGGUUCCAGUGAGGGCCGAACCCUGGAAGACAUGUUCUACCAGAAGGAGAUGGAGAUUUCCAAGAGCGCCUUUACCAGGCAGUUCACUCACGCUAUUGUCUAUGCUUGGGUGAAGCUAAGGGAACAGGAAAUCCGCAACAUUACCUGGAUCGCCGAGUGCAUAGCCCAGAACCAGAAGGAGCGCAUUGGCAACUACAUCUCCGUCUUCUGA
This is a messenger RNA of Fusarium keratoplasticum, 1185 nucleotides long. Its product is annotated as V-type proton ATPase subunit. Gene Ontology annotation, biological process: vacuolar acidification; vacuolar transport; proton transmembrane transport. Gene Ontology annotation, molecular function: proton-transporting ATPase activity, rotational mechanism. Bases 91 to 1185 code for a protein of 364 amino acids. The record is from RefSeq and is a predicted model, not a curated record. NCBI's taxonomy places the organism in Eukaryota, Fungi, Ascomycota, Sordariomycetes, Hypocreales, Nectriaceae. Gene Ontology annotation, cellular component: proton-transporting V-type ATPase, V0 domain; vacuolar proton-transporting V-type ATPase complex; fungal-type vacuole membrane. The transcript is spliced from 4 exons.